Messenger RNA from Rubroshorea leprosula, 1091 nucleotides. The record is from the annotation of a GenBank genome assembly. NCBI's taxonomy places the organism in Eukaryota, Viridiplantae, Streptophyta, Magnoliopsida, Malvales, Dipterocarpaceae.
AAAGCAAACUCAGUGUUCCUUUCCUCUCUCCCUCACUAUUUUCAAGUUUACCAAAGGCUGUUCCGUUCUUGCUCUGAAUCUGAAAAGGAGAGAAAGCGUAAAGUUAGGCAGUGUCUGUCGAGUAUUGGCGAAAAAGCAUAUAUCAUCCCCGUAAACUUCCAGGUAGUUCACCUCGAACGGGCUAGCAUGAGGAUAAGCUCAAGCAGUUGAGUUCAUCCGAGGUUGCUUACACCAUCUAAGGGAGUUCACUUUGGAAUGGCUUGUCAUAAGGAUGAGCUCAAGUAGUUGAGUUCAUCUAAGGUUGUUUACACCAUCCAAGGGAGUUCACCUCGAAAUGGCUUGUCAUAAGGAUGAGCUCAAGUAGUUGAGUUCACCUCAGAAUGGGUUGUCAUAAGGAUGAGCUCAAGCAGUUAAGUUCAUCCGAGGUUUACCUCAUCCAAGGUUUACCUCAUCCAAGGUAGUUACCCUCAGAAUGGGUUAUCAUGAGGAUGAGUUCAAGCAGUUGAGUUCAUCCGAGGUUUACCUCAUCCAAGGUAGUUGACCUCGGAAAGGGCUAUCAUGAGGAUUAGCUCAAGUAGUUAAGUUCAUCCGAGGUUGCUUACACCAUCCAAGGGAGUUCACCUCGGAAUGGCUUGUCAUAAGGAUGAGCUCAAGUAGUUGAGUUCACCUCGGAAUGGGUUGUCAUAAGGAUGAGCUUAAGCAGUUAAGUUCAUCCGAGGUAGUUGACCUCAAAAUGGGUUAUCAUGAGGAUGAGCUCAAGCAGUUGAGUUCAUCCGAGGUUGCUUACACCAUCCAAGGUUGCUUACACCAUCCAAGGGAGUUCAGCUUGGAAUGGGUUGUCAUAAGGAUGAGCUCAAGUAGUUGAGUUCAUCUGAGGUUUACAUCAUCCAAGGUAGCCCACCUCGGACUACCAUCACACUAUUCCCCCUUUGUGAGUCAUUCACUUGUGAAUGAUGUGGAGGUUACGUGGGUAGCGGGUAGUCUGAGUUAAUUCGAGGUCAUUUGCCUCAUUCGGGGUCAUUUGCCUCAUCUGGGGUAGUUCACCCGAUUAUCAUGAGGAUGAGCUCAAGCAAUUAAGCUCAUCCGAGGUA